ACAUGAGGCUAAUAGCUAGCUACCGAGUUGUGGUUGUGUUUAAUGUGGAACAAUGAGUGACCGCAUUACACCGUUAUGAAAACAAUAACUAACGUUAGCUGCGUUCAAUGAUAAUAGGCCUAUUACUUCAAGCAAAAGACGAGACAGUUUGCUAGCACACAAACCUGACAAAGCAAUAGUACCUACUAGCCUACUAACCUAGGCUACAGUCGGCAAAAAAGCCUGUCGCCAAGUCUGUUACGGGAAGGAAUUUAGCUGGAGCGUUAACUUCAGCCAACCUUGAAAUAGCGGCUUUCUUGCUUGGUUGACGCUGGUGGCGUAACUGGAAUGUAGAUCAAUCGUAGCUGAGCUGCCAAACGUAUGUUAUCAGUCAUUCGGAAGUUCGGUUAUACCGGUCGUCACGCUAAUUUGGCUGAGGAAUGGAUGUCUCAUCAGACGCACAUUUACCUGGCGCUCCAGAUGAAAUGCGCGCCAGCAUGCAUUGCAACGUUUUGACUAUAAUUUGUUUGAUCCCGCCUGUCGGGUGGGUGUUGGGGAAAAUCGGUGUCGCAACGCUGGUUAAGUGCUGCAUGGACGUGUGGCCGGCAUUUUCAGCUGUGUUGCCGCUAUAUUUAUACUGUAACGUCCGGGCAUAUGUCCAGGUAAAUUAAGGACGUGACCAAAAUACUGCAGCGGCAGUAUGGCCGGUACAGAACCAGGUUCAGGCCUGUUGGGGGGCUGGUCUUUUGGCGAUGAUGUAAUCGGCACUACACUGGGACGUGAGAUCAAAGUUCGGUUCCCACGCCACGGCGAACAAGAUGGCGUCUGCUGUCAGAUGUGUCAGAAUGUAUCGCAAAUGGGGUUCAUUGCACUGCCUGUCCGGUUUGGACAUGACGAAGAAGCGUUCCGCUCUGCGUUGAAAAGUUAGCAGAUACCGCAUACUGUGUUUAUGCUGAGAUAUCCCCACAAGUUGCAGUGAAAAAAAAAAACAUAUCAGCGUUUCUACAGAGACCUGUAGACAAAGAGGAUCUAAUGCACCUGCUGACAUCAGAUGGGACAUCACUGUGUUAUUGCCUCAUUCUGUAUGCAGAAGUCACUGAGACUUUAAAUCUCUGUCGCAUCGUAUUUUAUGCAGUUUUGGCAUCGGGAGAACAGGCUGUUGUUGAGGGUGACAGAAGAAUAACCAAAGCCUCGCAUCCCACAGUCAGCUCCCCAAGCCCUGCGGCCCUCAAAGCGCAAACCGCCAACUCUCUGGCCUUCAGCUCCUGUCUUUCCGCCAACGCCCCCGAGUUCUACCCAAAGAACUACAGCCCGUACCAGGAAUCGACGUACGACGAUGGCUCGGACAGUUAUUACCCAGAAGCCACUUUGGCUGAGUUGGUGCAGGAGUACCUGAAUCACCUGAACUCCUCGCCUGCGUCGUUCGAGCUGGAGAUCGAGGCCAUCACGGCCACGCUCAACGCCUGGGUCACAGCCGAGGAGACGCUGCACGAGCUGGUGGAGCUCAUCUACUCACAGUCAACGUCUGUCCCGAACUUCGCCUACACGGGCGCUCGACUUUGCAACUACCUGUCGCAUCACCUGACCAUCAGCCCGCCCGGCGGAACUUUCCGGAAGCUGCUUCUCCAAAGGUGCCAGACGGAGUACGAGCAGAGGGCACAGGCCGUGCGCGGGGAUGAGGCCACGCAGAAGAGCUUCCACUCCUACGUGCUCUUCCUGGGAGAGCUGUACCUCAACCUGGAGGUGAAGAGCCGAAAGGGUCCUCCCUCGCGUGCGGAGAUCCUGCUCAGUGCCCUCAAAGACCUGGCGGACGCUCUCUUCUCCCACCCGGUGGACGGGAACCUCAUCUGCGCCGUGAAGCUGCUGAAGCUUACUGGUUCAGUUCUGGAGGACACCUGGAAGGAGAGCGGGAAGUCUCACAUGGAUGAGCUGAUCCAGCGCAUCGAGAACGUGGUUCUGGACGCGUCCUGCAGCAGGGAUGUGAAACAGAUGCUGCUGAGGCUGGUUGAGUUGAGGUCCAGUGACUGGGGUCGGGUUCGAGCCGCAGCCUCCUCCAGUGAAGCCACGCCCGACAACGACCCAAACUACUUCAUGAAUGAGCCCACCUUCUACACGGCCGACGGCAAACCUUUCACCGCCGCUGACCCAGAAUAUUCCGAGAAAUACCAAGAGAUCCUUGAUCGGGAAAACUACUUCCCAGACUUUGAGGAAAACGGCAACGAGGAAUAUUCUGACGGUGAUGAUGAUGAAAUGGACCCAGAGAUUGAAGAAGCUUUUGAAAAGUUUUGUUUGGAAUCAGAAAAAAGAAGGAAAUGAAGCGAUGAAAAGGAGAUUAGACAACUUUUUAUGUUCAGAUGCUGGAAUGUUCGCUGCUGUUUAAAAAAAAAAAGAAAGAAAAAAGCAAAAAAAAAGCAAAAAAGAAAAAAAUUACAAAAUUCACAAUUACAAGUUUUACGUUGUAAGCUUAAAACAGGAAAUGCGUACAGGCAGCACUUCCUGGUCUUUUACCCUGCUUUUGACGUGGUGACGCAAGGACAGAACGCUGGAUAUUCCAAGAUCAGGAGGAUUGGCCGUCGGUAUUAAAGGGUCAGUUAGGCCGUUAGCUUCCCCUGUCAGGCUCUGCGGCUAUCCUAUUUGAAGCUGGGAGCCACGGCAUUAGCCUGAGGAGAGCAGCUCAUUAGCCUGAGGAGAGCAGCUCAUUAGCCUGAGGAGAGCAGCUCACAGCCACGUCUCUGGAUAAGGUGCUUUAGUGAAGAACAGAGACCACAGCCUGGAGCCACCCGGCCUGUCGCCUGGUCCUCUCUCCAUUUCUAAAUCUAAAUCUCCACUUACUCUGCUCAUUCAAAAUGGUGUGUCGCCAUCUAACAACAAGCUUCCGUUUGUGAAAAGGAAACUGUGAUAACACACAGCUGUUCAUACUGUAGUAUUUCUCUGUUUUUAUUUGGAGGGGAUAUGUUCAGCUGAACCAGUGGGCAAUGUCCGUUCCGACGAGCGUACUGAUUUAUUUUCCACCACAAGGGGGCGCAGUGGUGCCUGUCUUACAAGCCGCAGUCGAAACUGAACCUGGGAGAAAGAGACACAGUUGUGACCCUCCUCCUGCCAAUGCUUAUGGAAGUACAGGUUUAGACAUGAGACUUGAAUACAGGUUUAGACAUCAGACGCAAGUAAAGGUUUAGGGCAAAGUGCACUAAAAUGGACAGUGACAAUGGUCAACUAAAUACAUUUAUGUAUAACUUAUAACCUGCAAUAAACUGAUCCCAUGCAAAGGAGUAUGUUUUGUUUCUAUUUUAUUUAAAUGUUAUUUACAGUAUUGUUUGGCUGCAAUAAAUUCUUAAUAACAAGAAAA
Molecule: messenger RNA, 3325 nt
Organism: Conger conger (European conger)
Lineage: Eukaryota; Metazoa; Chordata; Actinopteri; Anguilliformes; Congridae
Product: polyadenylate-binding protein-interacting protein 1-like
Exons: 11
Coding region: 1012-2295 (427 amino acids)
Biological process (GO): regulation of translational initiation
Molecular function (GO): RNA binding; protein binding; translation activator activity
Source: RefSeq, a predicted model, not a curated record